AGAAGUUGCCUUUCAAAUGUUCUGACUGGCUGGGAAAGGUUGUCCCUGUACAGCAUAACUGUGCUGGGGGAUGGAGUUUCUUCUCAUCUUGUGAGAUCUAAGUGUGAGAGGCAGGAAGAUCACAAAGGAGAUGAAUAGCUGAAAUACCAAGUGUAUGUUGGAGUCUUACCUUGCUCUUUUUUCAUAUUUAAGUUGCUGCUGCUAGAGUUCCUUACUUUUUUCAAUUGACAUAGAAAUCAAAGGUAACUCUUGAGGUUAAACAACCUGUGCUGUAAUAUUGAUAUCAAACUGCCCAUUAAAGACUAUUGCCACAAGUAAGUCCCUUAAUUUGUUUGAAAAACUAGAUGAAGAGCAUUCAGAACAAAUCAGGUGAUCUGUGCCUCUUGACUUAUAAGGGCUAGAUCUGUUUCUGCUCCUUCUUUGAGUAACUGCAUGUUACACCAUUGCAGGGGUCUCUCCAGGAGUGGUGGUAGCCUGUGGUCCCAGCAAAUGCCUGGCAGAGGUGCUGGCAUCCCCUGGCCUGGCCUGAGCGGGGAUCUGUGUGUGUGUCUGUGUGUGUUUUCACAGAUGCAGACGUUCAUCUGACUCUUAAAUGCUUUCUUUGAAUUUCAGCUUGCAAACUGGUUUGCAGCUCUGUUCUGGGAGAAGCCUUGCUGGAGUUAGUGGCAGUACCUGUUGCAGCAGCGUUGCUGAUAAACAGCCUUGUAAUCCUCUGAGUCAUAACAUAUGAAAUAAGAGUGAGCGUUUUAUAAAUGCAGGUAUCCAGUUUGGUGUGUUGAGUAUAAAGUGAUGACUUGAGUGCUUUUCUUGCUUCUCAUUGUGCUAUUCCAGUUCUGGCUGUGCUGGGCUGUGGCUGGAGCCCCAGUGACCGUGUCACUGCUGGGUGUCCUCUCCCUGCACACAGAGGAGUGUCAUGACAGCAGGACUGUGGUUUGACACCAUCCCUGCACUUCUGCUCCCACCAGAGAGGGACAUCCUGUUUGGCUUAACUGUGUCAGCAAUUUGCCUGACUGAGUUUCACUUGAAAUAUUUUUUGUGGUUAUCAAACAUAGGCUGCCUUGGGAUAUGACUGUGUGUCGUCUGUAAUUUGCUGUCUGGACAGGAGUAGCUGUGUUGGCAAGCCUGUCCCUGCGUGCAGUCCAUUGGUGUGUGACACAAGGACAGAGCUGGCUGGAGGCUGCCUGUGCUGGGGGAUGGAUGGAGUGGCUGCCCACCCCCACUGGUGAUCACUGUGUUCCAUUCUGUGUUCCACUCUGGAGGAGUUAAAGCAUCAUUGAAAGGGCACAUGUCAUGAAGGGUGUCCAUCCUUGCUGUGAUAUGGUUGAUGACUCCUUAGCUCAGGUUGUACCCAAACUAAGCUACUGUCACCUGUGAAGUUGUAGAAAUUCAGAGCUCUCAGGCUGAUGAGGGAAGCAGUGGACAGUUGGGAUCACACCUGGGCAUUUUAGGAUGGCCUCCUGGUAUCAUCCUUCCAUGUGGCUCAUCUCGCUCCAGCACUGGUUUGCCAGGGAGGUCUGUGUGUGCCUUGUGGCUCUGGGUCCUUACACAAAGGUCACAGAUAUUUCUCCUUGCCCCUUCUGUGUUGAGGGCUUGGUUUGUUUCAGAUAAUUGCUCUCGUAAAUUAUUCACUCCGGUGUUACACAGCAGUGCUGUGAUCAAAGAUUAAAUCAUGCCUUUGCACAGGCUUGCAGUGUCAUCUCUUUCUUUCCCUGAUGAAGUCUUGAUUCGUCUGUACUGGACUUACCUGCGACCAAAAUAACAUCAUAUUAACCAGUUAAAAUAGCACUGAUGGACAUCUCUGUCUUUGAAAUGUUCUGGAUGUGUAAUUUGAGGUAAUUUUAUUAAGACUGCAGAUCUCUUCUGUCAUGAUUACUGGUGAGGUUUCUGGCUGGCUGCAUCAUUUCACUUUCAAGUGAGUAUCAGAAACCGGUACCAGUCUCAUAUGGUUUUAAUGCAUCUGCAUGUUAUCCUUGUCUUGUACUUGACUGAAAUAACACCUUAAAGUGCUGGAAUUUAAAAGGUCUAGUCUAUUGCUAAAAGUUUACAAACUGUACUUGAGUGACAAUUCCAAAAAAAACCCUCAAAACCAACCAACUAACCAACCAAAAAACCCCAAAAAAACCCAAACCCCCAAACAACCUCCACCCCAAAAAAAACCCAACAAAACAAAACCAAGAACAAAACCCUGAAAGAAUGAUCUUCUUGAUUUUUGAGCAGUUAAAAAAAAUAAUUACAGAGGUAGGCAAAAGAGCUGGUGUUCCAGGUUUAUCUGCUGUCGGGGGAUGUGCUUUAAUGUACUCUCUUGAGGCAUGCUCUGUCUCUAAUUUGUAAAAAUAGGAUCCUGGUAUGACUUGUUCUGUAUCUUACUAUUCCUUAGUCUUCUGUUGUCUGACCUCACUAUUUUCAUAUACUGAUUUUGUAUUUUUACUCUUUAAUCCACCUGAGAUGUAGCUGGGGUUAUGCUUGUGCUGCAGGGUCCCAAAGACCUGACCUGCUGGAGACUGUUUUGCCCAGGCUGUGAAUUUGGGCAGGGCACAGAGAGGUGGGAUGUGCUGCCUUGUUCUGUGGUGAAUGAAACCAACUUCAUUUCGUAGGAAUGAGAAGGGCAAGUUAUCUUUUUUGCUUGGGAAUUAACUGUGAACAUUCAGUCGUCGUGGAAUGUGGGGCUCUGGCUAAAUCUUUGUGCUGCCUUUAGCUGGUGGCUCUAUGUUGAAGUUUGUUAGCAAAGAGGAUGGGACCAGAAGUCUUGGGAACUGUGUGGUCUUUUAAGAUGUAAAAAUAAACAAAGCUGAGAAGCUCUACCCUACUUAAAACAGGCUGACCUAAAUUUUCAGCAAUUCUAGCAGAGAGGCAGGCUCUGGGUAGGGAUAAAGGCUCACUGAUGACUGGCUUCCCUGUCCUUCCAUCACUUGACAUGGUUGACAGGCCACCUUUGGCAAAUCAACACUGGUGUCUGAGGUCAUUCACUUCCCCCUUCCCCAAGUUGCACAACCUGGCUGUGGAUUUGCCUUGUGCUUGUGUGGACAGUCCCCUUGUUAUGCAAGUCAGCAGUUAAGCAUCUUCUGGGAAGUCACAGCAAGAAUCUCUUCUCAAAUUGCUUUUGUUGGAUUGUGUUGACAACAUGUUAGAUGUCCUCUGGCUUGUCCCUACAGAGAGUAGUUGUCUGGGAAGUCCGUUCAUACUCUGUCUGUAGAUUAAUGUUCUUGCUAUCAGUUGCAGUUCUCCACUACUGAAUUAUUAAUUCUGCAGUUUUUUUCUUCUUAGUGUUCAUUGACUUUCAUGCUUGAUUUAUUUUUCUGAGCAGUUUGAAACCACAGCAUGGGAAUGUUGACUAAUUUUAACAGACGAUCUGUAACUUCAGAGGUGGCUAAAUAAACUUUUUUUAAUUGGGAAAAUGACAUCUGUCUUUCAAAGUACUCAGUUUCUCAGGUGAAAGGUUGCUUGUGAACAUGUAUUACCCUCAGAGGCACAUUGCUUCUUAUUCAAGAAAACUGGGAUGUUCAGGCAGCCGGUGGAGCAGUUACAUGUGCUCUAGAGACAGUCCUGUGGGUAAUGAUGGGACAAGGAGGGAAAAGUGGCUUUGCAGAUUCUCCUGCUGAUGUGACUUUGUAGCUGAAUGCUUUCCUGGCAGAGAAUCUGCCUUUGAUUGGAAAGCAUUCCCCUUGGUGUUCAUGUAGGUACUGAUGGUCUGCCAUGUUUUGUUCUGUGUUUGUGUGUGCUUUUUCCUGCAGGGAGAUAAGAAGAGGGGAAUUGUGUAUCCUUUCAGCAGCCUUCUGUUAAACUUGGAAUACCACAGCUCAAGCACUUGAACAGAUGGAUAAUGGAGACUGGGGAUAUAUGAUGACUGAUCCAGUCACGCUAAAUGUGGGUGGACACAUGUAUACGACCUCCCUCACAACUCUAACGAGAUAUCCUGACUCAAUGCUCGGGGCCAUGUUCAGGGGAGACUUCCCCACUGCCAGGGACUCUCAGGGCAAUUACUUUAUUGACAGAGAUGGACCACUUUUCCGUUAUGUUCUUAACUUUUUAAGGACCUCAGAGCUCACUUUGCCACUGGACUUCAAGGAGUUUGACCUGCUCCGGAAGGAAGCAGACUUCUAUCAGAUUGAACCCUUAAUUCAGUGUCUUAAUGACCCCAAGCCGCUGUAUCCUGUGGAUACCUUUGAGGAGGUGGUGGAGCUGUCCAGCACCCGGAAGCUUUCCAAGUACUCCAACCCGGUGGCUGUGAUCAUCACGCAGCUCACCAUCACGACAAAAGUCCACGCACUACUGGAAGGCAUUUCAAACCACUUCACCAAGUGGAAUAAGCACAUGAUGGACACCAGGGACUGCCAGGUGUCCUUCACCUUUGGGCCAUGCGAUUACCACCAGGAAGUGUCGCUCCGGGUCCAUCUCAUGGAGUACAUCACGAAACAAGGCUUCACGAUCAGGAACACCAGAGUCCAUCACAUGAGCGAGCGUGCCAAUGAAAACACAGUGGAACAUAACUGGACUUUCUGUAGACUGGCACGGAAAACAGAUGACUGAUUCUGACUCCAAGGAGCCGCUUCAGUGAUUAGCAACUUAAUUGGACAGUGAACCCAAGAGAAUCUGGAUUUUGACUAAAGCAACAAUAUGGGCUUUUUUUAUACGACUAUUUAUUGUUUAUCAGUGAGGACUGGAGGAGUUUCAUUCUCUAGCAGCUCUGUUCUUUCGUCCAGUUCAGAAAAAAAAACCGUGCAUGUGCCUGUUCAGUCAAGACACCUUUUUGUUUGAAAGAGGGAGUCCGAAGAAUCAGUACAAUAGGGUAUUUUGUGUCAUUAACACAAUUCUCUGACUCGACUCAAAGUGCUAAAAUUACCUCUUGUUUAAAUGGUUUCUAAUCCAUCUAAUGCUAUGACACUGGGAGCAAGAAACAAAAAAAGAUUUUAAAAUGCAGUUGGGGAGAAGCUGCUAUUGUGUAGACUAAUUUAGUUUCUAAAUCAAUAAACAGUAUUGUAAUACUCUAGGAAAACAAAUCCCACCCUUUAAAAGUACUUGAUAAGUACAGUUUCUUACAGUUAUGACAACUGUUUCUUUCUAUGCAUAUAAAUCAAGCAACCAAAUAUUAUCUGUAGCCAUGGAAAUAUGAUUACAAAUAUUUAUAUUGGAUUCUAAAUGCAAAAUGUCCCUGUGGUAGAAUUCGUAUUUUUAAUGCCUGGUGCAAUAUUAUUCCCAAGUGUAAUGCCUGCCAGAAGAAGCUAAUAAAAAUGUGAAAUACAGAA
This is a messenger RNA of Catharus ustulatus (Swainson's thrush), 5243 nucleotides long. It is a transcript of the gene KCTD6, whose product is annotated as potassium channel tetramerization domain containing 6. Bases 3814 to 4527 code for a protein of 237 amino acids. Gene Ontology annotation, molecular function: protein binding. Lineage: Eukaryota; Metazoa; Chordata; Aves; Passeriformes; Turdidae. The record is from RefSeq and is a predicted model, not a curated record. The transcript is spliced from 2 exons. Gene Ontology annotation, biological process: protein homooligomerization.